GUCCAAUAUUGCAUCAGAAAAAUGCAGAUUUAAUUUUCCACUAAUGAACUAAAAACGAUUGAUGGGUAUUUCUCAACGAUUAUUGUUCGUUCGAAAAUCACAAGUUCACAACCCGCACCAGAUAUUUUUUAAUUUUCAUCUGCAAGUCGUGAUGGAUAGGGUGUGUGUGUGUAGUUCACUAUCAGCUGACUUCCUCUCAAGAGAUGUAAGCCUUUUCACGUAAAACUACCCUUCUGUUUUUAUCAAAGCUGCCAUUUUUACAUUUCAUCUAUCGAAAAGAGUCUCUGAGAAAUCAUUGGGCAAGACCUGUAUGCUAUAAUUCCUCGAAUUUCUGGGUGCCCUGGUUCUUCUUCUUACUGGGUUGUCUUUGAAUUUUGAAGCUGCAAGCGGCACAAACACCCGCUUAGGUGCCCACAUGGGAUUGGGACUAACUCGAACACAGAGAGAGACGAAGGUUUUGUACAAGAGAUUGAAGAACAAGGAAGAUGGAAUCGGAGUUGGGUUUGAUAGAGCAAUCAUUCAAUAGCCGUUACUCGCUUUGGGUCCAGGAAGCUCUGAGCGAAUUGCCCGACAGUUUCACAAUCACUGAUCCUUGUCUCUCUGGCCACCCAAUUGUAUUUGCGAGCAAAGGGUUCUUGAAAAUGUUGGGUUAUUCGAAAAGCGAGGUGAUUGGCAGAAAUGGUAGAGUGUUUCAAGGUCCGGGGACUUGCAGAAGGUCGGUUGUGGAAAUAAGAGAGGCCAUCAGGGAAGAGAGAGCUAUUCAGAUUAAUUUGCUGAAUUAUCGCAAAGACGGGACACCCUUUUGGAUGUUGUUUCAUAUGUGCCCUGUUUUUAACAAAGAAGAUGGGAUGGUGACUCAUUUUGUGGGAGUUCAGGUUCCGAUUUCGAGGAAGCCGAGGCGGUCUGGCAGAAACGGGGUUAAUUUGUGCGAAGAGGGGUCUAGGAUGAAUGAUAUCUUUUAUGGGUCUUGUAGAAAAGAAGUGUGCUCUUCGGUUGAAUUGGGUCGUGUCUUGCCUCUGGAGUCUGCAUUUGAUGAUGCUGAUGACAGAGGAUUGGAGAUUGAAGAGUCGUGCGAGGCAAGUGAUGUAGAGAAGACAAGAGCUGCAACUGCCAUUAAUAACAUAUUGUCUGUGCUAACUCACUAUAGCGAGUUAACGGGCAGAUUGGUCUGUGGAAAGAGAUGCAGCUUAUCUCUUGGCCUUCUCAGUUCAUCCUUAAAUAUAUCUCUUGGUAGAAUCAAACAAAGCUUUGUAUUAACUGAUCCACACUUACCAGACAUGCCUAUAGUUUAUGCAAGUGAUGCCUUCUUCAAAUUGACAGGUUAUACCAGACAUGAAGUCUUGGGGCGCAAUUGUAGAUUUUUAAGUGGGGUGGAUACAGAUUCCUCAAUGAUAUAUCGGAUAAAGGAAAGCAUUCAAAACGAAAAAGCAUGCACAGUACGUAUCUUGAAUUACAGGAAGGAUAAGAGUUCAUUUUGGAAUCUCCUACACAUAUCACCUGUUCGUAAUGCUUCUGGCAAGAUUGCAUACUUUGUGGGUGUUCAGAUGGAAGAAGGGUGUAAAAACCAGGUUGGACAUGGGCUAAGCCCUGAGAUGAGGCAGCUUAGCGCCGUUGGUGCAGUCAGAAUUGCAGUAAGGACCUUAUCAAUGGGUGCUGGCCCUUCCAAAUCUGAAGAGAGUAACAACCUCUGAAUCUUGCUGCCGGUGCCUAAUAUUUCAAAAAUGUCUGCCACGAUCCUAUCCUAGAAAUAUAUAUUCAUUUGUCUCAAAUUUGUAAUCUUGUCUGGCAAUAGAUGAGAAGGCAGAAAGCAGGGAAAGUUUGGUUCAUUGCCGCAUGAGAUCUCUGUUACACUUAAUUGUUUAUAUAUAAUAUGAAGAAAGGUCUAGCAGUGAAAAUUUAUUGACUUUCUGCUGGAGUCUCUCCAGCUCCAAA
This is a messenger RNA of Prunus persica (peach), 1932 nucleotides long. RefSeq names its product protein TWIN LOV 1. Gene Ontology annotation, cellular component: nucleus. Lineage: Eukaryota; Viridiplantae; Streptophyta; Magnoliopsida; Rosales; Rosaceae. The record is from RefSeq and is a predicted model, not a curated record. Bases 486 to 1691 code for a protein of 401 amino acids. The transcript is spliced from 7 exons.